Messenger RNA from Selaginella moellendorffii, 1455 nucleotides. RefSeq names its product pentatricopeptide repeat-containing protein At3g57430, chloroplastic. Lineage: Eukaryota; Viridiplantae; Streptophyta; Lycopodiopsida; Selaginellales; Selaginellaceae. Gene Ontology annotation, biological process: RNA modification. Gene Ontology annotation, molecular function: protein binding; RNA binding. The record is from RefSeq and is a predicted model, not a curated record. Gene Ontology annotation, cellular component: intracellular membrane-bounded organelle. The transcript has a single exon. The coding region runs from base 1 to 1455 and encodes 484 amino acids.
AUGUAUGGGAGGUGUGGCAGCGCCGGAUCCGCCGCUGGGAUCUUCGCUGGGAUGCGCGAGAGAGAUCUUAUCACCUGGACAAGUAUGAUCCACGCAUUUGCCAAGACCGGGCAAAACCGCGAUGCGAUUCUUUGCUUUCGAUCGAUGCAACAGGGGGGAUUUCGCGCGAAUGCUGUUACGAUCGUCAGCGUCCUGGGCGCUUGCUCGGAUGUGGAGGACGGGAGGAUCAUCCAUAGGAUCGCUUCCGACGCUGGAUUCCUGCGAGAGAAUCCUCUCGCGGCAAAUGCCGUGAUCAACAUGUAUGGGAAGUCUGGCAAUCUCGCGGAGGCGCGCGGGGUCUUCCGGGAGAUCUACGCGAGCCAGUGCGUGAUCUCGUGGAACACGAUGAUGAGCGCUUGCAUCCAGCAGGAGAGAGACGAGGAGGCACUGGCGCUGUUCCAGGAGAUGAUCUCCACCGGAUCGAUCGCGCCGGACAAUGUGAGCUGCGUGCUCGCGCUCACCGCGUGCGCGAAUCUGGAAGCGCUCGAGGCCGGCGAGGCGAUCCACGCGAUCGCGCUGGAAAUUGGGCUGCUGGUGAUCGAGAACCCAGUGCUGAUCAACUGCGUGCUCCAUCUCUACGGCCGAUGCGGGCGACUGGAUCGAGCAGCGGCGAUCUUCCGCGAGCACCGUGGCGACGAAUCCCUGGUGUCGUCCAACACGAUCAUCGGCGCCUUCGCGCAGCACGGGCGAUGGAAGGAGGCGCUGGCGAUCUUCCGCGGCAUGCAAAUCGCCGGGAUCCGCCCCAGCAAGCUCACAUUCGCGGCGGUCCUCGACGGCUGCGCGAAUCUCUCGGCGCUCGCCGAGGGGCGAUCGAUCCACGCGCUCGCCGCCGCGCUAGGGCUCGAGCAAGAAGCCGUGGUGGCCACAUCCCUGGUGGACAUGUACGGGCGGUGCGGUUGCCUGGCCAUCGCCCAAGGAAUAUUUGAUGGGAUGCCCGCCAAGAACAAGAACGAGCUCGCCUGGAGCACGCUGUUUGGGGCGUAUGCGCAUCGCGGCCGCCUCGGGCAAGCGAUGAAGAUCCUGGGGAGGAUGCAGCAAGAAGGCGUCAAGAUCCACCCGGCGCUCUUCGUCUCGGUGCUCAAUUCCUGCAGCCACGCCGGGAUGCUCGAGGAAUGCCUGCGCCAAUUCGCGUCCAUGCGGCUGGACCACGGCAUCCAGCCCAAGGUGGAGCACUUUGGCUGCGUGAUCGACCUGCUGGGGCGAUUGGGGGCGCUCGCCGAGGCGGAGCGAUUCAUGGGCAGGAUCCCCGGCGGGCGUCCCAAUCUUCUCAUCUGGAUGAGCUUCCUGGGGUCGUGCCGGACGCACAGUGAUCUUGAGAGGGCGAAGCGAGCUGCGAGGGAAGCUAUCGCGCUGGAGCCCAGGAGAUCGAGCUCCUACGCCGUGCUCGCGAGCGUUAUCGCAGCUCAAAAGCCCUAA